Budorcas taxicolor (takin) is the source of this 2608-nucleotide messenger RNA. It is a transcript of the gene TSC22D4, whose product is annotated as TSC22 domain family member 4. The record is from RefSeq and is a predicted model, not a curated record. Gene Ontology annotation, biological process: response to osmotic stress; regulation of transcription by RNA polymerase II. The transcript has 5 exons. Lineage: Eukaryota; Metazoa; Chordata; Mammalia; Artiodactyla; Bovidae. Bases 907 to 2151 code for a protein of 414 amino acids.
CAGCCUGUCCCGCGGCCCCCGCAACAGCAGCAGCGGCCGCGGCGACUGCACCAGCAGUGGCGGUGGCAGACCUGGCCCCGGGCCAGCUGGCCGGGAGCCCCAGGAGCGAGAGAGGGCGGAGGAAGGGGAGGAAGAGGGGAAGGAGGAGGAGGAGAGGAGCAGUCAGCAGGCCCGAGGAGGCAGGACUUCCUGGUGUGGGGGUUGUCAACAGCCCAGAAAGAGAAAGACCGAGAGGAGCCGAGAGAGACCCAUCGGUGCCACGCGGGAGGAGACUUGGGAGGGCCCGUCGCCGCGACGACCACCGAGGCGGCAGCACCUGUGGGAUCGGGGGGAGGAGGCUGAGCCGCCCCUCUCUCGCUUCAGUCGGCCGAGCCUGGGGACCUCAGAGGCCGCGCCUGAGCUCCGCCAAGGAGGCGGGAGUUCCUUCUUUUCUGGACAGCAAACUUUCUGCGGAGAUGCCUUGCGGGGCGAGGUGCAGCCCCCGUAGAGAUCCCGACAGCCUCUGAUCGCCGCCUGCGCGCCCCCCCGCCCCCACCCCAAGCUGCUGGGGCCAAGGAGGCUCUGGGGAAGGGACAGUCCCACACCUUAGGCGGCCGGGACCCCCGGCCCAGCUCGGUGGCCGCCGUCGAGAGUUUGCAAACUCAGCUCUGGAGUUCAGCAACGACAGCAGCAGGAAAAACCUGCCCCUGCCCCCCCACUCCUGCAGCCUCUCCUGCCCUGUUCUCCCUUCACCAACCAGGCACCCCCCAGUUCCCGCAAGGCCCUCCUGCCAUGUCGGACCCAGACAUCCGCAGGGGCCCCGAUGUCCCCGCCAUGUGGCCCCCCUGCUCCAGGGGUGCCUGAGCCCCUUGAAGAGCCACCACCAACCCCCUGCCUACUUUGGCCCAGUCCUGAGCCCCAGGGACCAUGAGUGGGGGCAAGAAGAAGAGUAGUUUCCAAAUCACCAGCGUCACCUUGGACUACGAGGGCCCAGGGAGCCCAGGGGGUUCAGAUGCCCCUGCCAUGCAGGCACCCCCUGGGCCACCGGCCCCUACCGGGCCAUCAGCCCCAGCCCCCACCGGGCCCCCACCCCGCCUGCCCAAUGGGGAGCCCAACCCCGAGCCAGGGGGCAAGAGCACCCCCCGGAACGGGUCCCCGCCGCCUGGGGCCCCUGCCUCCCGUUUCCGGGUGGUGAAGCUGCCCCAAGGCCUGGGAGAGCCUUAUCGCCGAGGCCGUUGGACAUGUGUGGAUGUUUAUGAGAGAGACCUGGAGCCCCCUAGCUUUGGCCGGCUCCUGGAGAGUAUUCGAGGGGCCUCAGGGGGCAACGGGGGCAGAUCUUUGGAUUCCAGGUUGGAGCUGGCCAGCUUGGGCCUGGGCGCCCCUACCCCACAGCCAGGCCUGUCUCAGGUCCCCACCUCCUGGCUCCGCCCGCCCCCCACCUCCCCUGGACCUCAGGCCCGCUCCUUCACCGGGGGACUGGGCCAGCUGGCAGUGCCCGGCAAGGCCAAGGUGGAGACACCCCCACUGUCGGCCUCCCCACCCCAGCAGCGCCCCCCAGAGCCCGGGACCGGGGAUAGCGCGGGCCCUUCCCGGGCUGCCACGCCCCUGCCCACCUUGAGGGUAGAAGCAGAGGCAGGAGGUUCCACGGCGGCGGCAGCAGCGGCGGGGACCCCUCCACUGUCCCGUGUGAAGGAUGGAGCCCUGCGGCUGAGAAUGGAGUUGGUUGCUCCAGAGGAGAUGGGACAGGUACCCCCGGUCGACUCUCGCCCCAGCUCCCCAGCCCUCUACUUCUUCCCCGAUGCCAGUCUGGUUCACAAGUCUCCAGACCCCUUGGGAACAGUGGCUGCCCAGAGCCUCAACUUCGCCCGCUCCAUGCUGGCCAUCAGUGGCCACCUGGACAGCGAUGAUGAUAGUGGCUCCGGAAGCCUGGUUGGCAUUGACAACAAGAUCGAACAAGCCAUGGACUUGGUGAAGUCUCACCUCAUGUUUGCUGUCCGGGAAGAGGUGGAGGUGCUGAAGGAGCAGAUCCGGGACCUGGCGGAGCGGAACGCGGCACUGGAGCAGGAGAACGGACUGCUGCGUGCCCUGGCCAGCCCCGAGCAGCUGGCGCAGCUGCCUUCCUCGGGGGUCCCCCGGCUUGGACCCCCAGCGCCCAACGGGCCCUCAGUCUGAGCCUCCCUUCCCUCACAAUGUGCCUUUGGGGGGCCACCACAGCUGCUAGGCCUUGUGCCAGCUGCCUGCCCCCUCUUCCUAUGCAGCUUUAAUGCCCCCUGAUCCCUGGGGAUGGGAGUCGAAGGCUGAGAAGGAGCCUGGCCCCACCCUUCCUUGAUGUCCCUGCAAUGCCCGGGGACUGGGCUGGGGCAUCCCUGCACAUUGAUGGAGGAGGGAGGGCAUCGGGACGGGACGUUAAACAGAGCUCCCCUCCUCCCUUUCCAGCCGUCAGCGUUCCGAGACCCCCAGCGAUAGAUGGCUCGGGGGAGUUGGAGGCUCCCUGGCAGCCGUCCCCACCUUGUUCCCUGGAGCGCGCCCCCGGCUCCUCUGCCAGGAGAGGGAGGACGGACAGUGUAUCUGAAAGUUCUGGGAUUCAGGUUAUUAUUGAAAUAAUAAUUAUAAUUAAAAAAUCCGAAGA